AUGAUGACUGAAAGAAAUGGCUUUGAAUACGUCACACUGGAAAGGCGCGACUUUCUGAGAAUUGUGUACGAGCAACAUCCUGAUAAGAGCAGAAUUUUAGAAGGAAAAAGAGUCAUUGAUGCCGUUGACACGGAGAAUGGCAUUUCAGUCAAGCUUCACGAUGGCACAGUUGAGGAAGGAGAUAUCUUGAUAGGUUGCGAUGGUGUUCAUAGCACGGUGCGAGACCUUAUGUGGAGAAACGCCAAUACUAGUAUUCCCGAUUUUAUUACAGCCCGAGAAAAGACUUCGCUCGAAACCACGUAUCGGGCUCUUGUGGGUGUUGCAAAGCCAAUUCCAGGAAUGAGCACAAACGACAUGCACUGGAUUACACACUGGGGCUUAUCUUUUUUGAUUCUCACGCAACCGAACAAGACCUUUUUCUUCGUCAAUUGGAAGCUACCGCAAAAGCUGACGUGGCCAUCGAAAGCCAAGUGGACGGACGCCGAAGCCGAAGUUGCUGCAGCUUCCGUCUCCCACCUGCCCAUCACUGAGUCUUUGGGGAAUUAUGGAAGAAUAAAAUACGAGCCCACCUUCUUGGUCUCCAGGAAGGCCUAUUUGACCACUGGUCGUUCGGAAGGAUUGUUCUCGUGGGAGAUUCAGCUCACAAAGGGCAAUGUGUGCUAUGGAAAGUAG
Messenger RNA from Talaromyces amestolkiae, 672 nucleotides. RefSeq lists its product as uncharacterized. Lineage: Eukaryota; Fungi; Ascomycota; Eurotiomycetes; Eurotiales; Trichocomaceae. Bases 1 to 672 code for a protein of 223 amino acids. The transcript is spliced from 5 exons. The record is from RefSeq and is a predicted model, not a curated record.